Messenger RNA from Aspergillus melleus, 360 nucleotides. RefSeq lists its product as uncharacterized. Gene Ontology annotation, biological process: proton transmembrane transport. The coding region runs from base 1 to 360 and encodes 119 amino acids. The transcript has 6 exons. NCBI's taxonomy places the organism in Eukaryota, Fungi, Ascomycota, Eurotiomycetes, Eurotiales, Aspergillaceae. Gene Ontology annotation, cellular component: vacuolar proton-transporting V-type ATPase complex. Gene Ontology annotation, molecular function: proton-transporting ATPase activity, rotational mechanism. The record is from RefSeq and is a predicted model, not a curated record.
AUGUCCGCUCAGAACUCCGCAGGCAUUCAGACCCUCCUCGAUGCCGAGAGAGAGGCUCAGAAGAUUGUUCAGCAAGCCCGUGAAUACCGCACGAAGCGAGUGAGGGACGCCAAAUCCGAAGCGCAAAAGGAAAUCGAAGAAUACAAGAACCAGAAGGAGGCCGAGUUCAAGAAGUUCGAGGCUGAGCACUCGAGCGGAUACAAGAAAGCCGAAGAGGAUUCGAACAAGGAAGCCGAAGUGAAGCUCCAGGAGAUCAAGCAGGCCGGAAACAGCAAGGGCAGCAAGGUGGUGGAUGACCUGAUCCACGCCGUCGUGGAAGUGAAGCCCGAGGCGUCGGAGAAGAUCGUGGUCAAGACAUAA